AUGCUAUUGAAAUACUACCUUCAGGUAAGCGAAUGUCUCGAGUCCCAUUUCGGACUAAGACUGGGGAAAGAAGAUAAGAUCCUCAAACUGUCUUUCCAGGAGGCAGUUUGGAAGAAGAAGAAGAAGAAGAAGAAGAAGAAGAAGAAGAAUAAGAAGAAGAAGAAGAAGAAGAAGAAGAAGAAGAAGAAGAAGAAGAAGAAGCGAUCGCUCAAGCAAGAAGUGUAG
Messenger RNA from Dibothriocephalus latus, 225 nucleotides. The record is from the annotation of a GenBank genome assembly. Lineage: Eukaryota; Metazoa; Platyhelminthes; Cestoda; Diphyllobothriidea; Diphyllobothriidae.